CGAGAUUGUCGGAGGGAGAUCAUGCGCGAAUACAAAGCAAGCAGCGCAGAAGACCUUCUGGAGGCGAUGCCAUUAGCCGAACUCUCAGAAUCUGACUUACUUGAAAUUCUCACAGCCGACGAAAUUCUGCGCACCAAAAUUAUCGAAAAAUACACAGUAGACGACUCGUCAAAUGUUGCUGCUAGAGACUCUUCGGGAGACGACGACGAGGACGAAGGUCACAACAGUGGCAGAAACACAGGGCGUAGUCGGGCCAGCAGCGAAGUCGUGCGUGGCGCAGAAAACAAGGCGCCGAAUGAAGAAAAACAAGGUGGCUCUGCUGUCGCAGUAAAUGAUCGGACUCUACUUCAGGAGAAAGAGGAAAGG
Amoebophrya sp. A25 is the source of this 366-nucleotide messenger RNA. Lineage: Eukaryota; Dinophyceae; Syndiniales; Amoebophryaceae. The record is from the annotation of a GenBank genome assembly.